Molecule: messenger RNA, 903 nt
Organism: Thermochaetoides thermophila DSM 1495
Lineage: Eukaryota; Fungi; Ascomycota; Sordariomycetes; Sordariales; Chaetomiaceae
Exons: 1
Coding region: 1-903 (300 amino acids)
Cellular component (GO): cytoplasm
Molecular function (GO): phosphoadenylyl-sulfate reductase (thioredoxin) activity
Source: RefSeq, a predicted model, not a curated record
AUGGCUGCUGAAAACUCUCGGGCUGAGAUCUCCUCCCAGUCGUCCUCCGCUGGCGACAACGGAUCCGUCGACUCUGGAUUUGUCUCUCCAAAUUCGUCCACUGGCAACCUGCCCAGGAUCAUAUUGACCAAGGCACACCUGGACCAUCUCAACAAGCAGCUCGAAUCCCUCCAUCCUGUGGAAAUCCUCAAGUUUUGCAAGAUUUUCUUCCCGAACUUGUAUCAGUCCACCGCGUUCGGCUUGACGGGCCUUGUGACACUGGACAUGCUUUCCAAGAUCGAAAAAGAAUCGCCGAACCCUCAACCAAUCGAACUCAUCUUUCUCGACACUCUCUACCACUUCCAGGAGACAUAUGACCUUGUUGAGCGCGUGAAAGCCCGCUACAACGUCAACAUCCACAUUUUCAAGCCGGCAGAUGUCAACACAACCGAGGAGUUCGAGAAACUCUAUGGAGAAAAGCUCUGGGAGACAUCUGGGGAGCUGUAUGAUUGGAUCGCCAAGGUUGAGCCAUUGGAGCGUGCCUAUUCCGAACUGAAGGUUGCCGCUGUGUUUACCGGCCGGCGCCGGUCGCAGGGUGGUCAGCGUGGCCAAAUUGGCGUCAUCGAGCUUGACGAGGAGCGCCAAAUUGUCAAGAUCAACCCCCUCGUGAACUGGACCUUUGACCAGGUCAAGAACUAUAUCAAGGAGCACGACGUCCCCUACAAUGUUCUUCUCGAUAGGGGGUACAAGUCGGUUGGUGAUUGGCACUCGACUGUCCCAGUCGGCGAGGGUGAGGAUGAGCGUGCGGGUCGCUGGAAGGGCCAGAACAAGACCGAGUGCGGCAUUCACAAUAAGCAGAGUCGCUAUGCAAAGUGGCUUGAACAAACAGCCCGGCAGCGGGGACAGCGGGUUUCUGCCUCCUAA